GCUGGUGAUGGAAGAUCAGAUAAAUGGACCCUUUGAACACUGAUUAUUUUUCUCCUGUGUGACUUAAAAAGAAGACAAGAAAAAUAGAGUAGUGCAAGACAAACUCGAGGAUUUUUUCCAAUUUCUCCUGGUGAACUUUGAAGAUCCAUAAAGAAGAAACUGAGUGAAGUGUUUACUGUCAUUAUCCCUAUUUGAUGAAGAGGAUACUGGGGCUCACAGAGAAUUAAUAUCAAGUUCAAGAUCAUCUAUUGUCAAGUAAUCAAGAGUGGAUGACCUGAAAGCUUAUACACCAGCUGGGACCAGCCUUUUAUUGAGGGGAAAACGUACAAAGCCAGAGCUGUGAGCAGAAAUGGUUCUCUGUGUUGCAAGUUUGCUUGAUCACCCCAUGAGAGUGGAGCCAAGUAAACUAGACUGUCCGAUACACUGAAUGUAUGGACUACUGAAAGAACAAGAUAACUGAUGUCGAGUAACAGUAUGGAAGCAUCCUGACUGCUUUGGAGUCUCCAUAAAUUGAGUGGAUUCAACUUUUGCAAACAGACAAAUGGUUCCAUGAACAAUUUGCUACAGAUUCCAAAGGAACAUCAUUGGCAGAAAUCUGGAGUACUUCUGUAGCUUUGGUUUGUCCCAAGAAAAUCAGGACCUGUUGGAGAAAUUUUGAUAAGGACCUGGAAAUUCCCAACAUCAUGACCAACAAAGAAAAAAAUAAUGCAUUUGGACUUUGAGAUCAUUGCCUAAGAUCAAGAAACUGAAUCUGAGGGAGAAAGUACUUACCCAGAGUCAUCUGCUAGUCAGUGAUGUCAACACUGGAACAAUGGAUUGGCAAACAACACAUUGCCUGUGUACAGCAUAGAGACCACAAUGGAGAGCUAGACUAUUUGAACUCCAGAAGGACCAACACCAGAUAAAUUAUGAAUGUUGAACAAGAUGACCUUACAUCCACAGCAGAUAAUGAUAGGUCCUAGGUUUAACAGGGCCCUAUUUGACCCCCUGCUUGUGGUGCUGCUGGCUCUUCAACUUCUCGUGGUGGCUGGUCUGGUGCGGGCUCAAACUUGCCCUUCAGUCUGCUCCUGCAGCAACCAGUUCAGCAAGGUGAUCUGCGUCCGCAAAAACCUGCGUGAGGUUCCAGAUGGCAUCUCUACCAAUACGCGGCUGCUGAACCUCCAUGAGAACCAAAUCCAGAUCAUCAAAGUGAACAGCUUCAAGCACUUGAGACACCUGGAAAUCUUACAGCUGAGUAGGAAUCACAUCAGAACCAUUGAAAUCGGAGCCUUCAAUGGUCUGGCAAACCUCAACACGCUAGAACUCUUUGACAAUCGUCUUACUACCAUCCCAAAUGGAGCUUUUGUAUAUUUGUCUAAACUGAAGGAGCUCUGGUUGCGAAACAACCCUAUUGAAAGCAUCCCUUCUUAUGCUUUUAACAGAAUCCCUUCUUUGCGCCGACUAGACUUAGGGGAGUUGAAAAGGCUUUCGUACAUCUCAGAAGGUGCCUUCGAAGGUCUGUCGAACUUGAGGUAUUUGAACCUUGCCAUGUGCAAUCUCCGGGAAAUCCCUAACCUCACACCACUCAUAAAGUUGGAUGAGCUGGAUCUUUCUGGGAAUCACUUAUCUGCGAUCAGACCUGGUUCUUUCCAGGGAUUGAUGCACCUUCAAAAACUGUGGAUGAUACAGUCCCAGAUUCAAGUGAUUGAGCGGAAUGCCUUUGAUAACCUUCAGUCACUCGUGGAGAUAAACCUGGCACACAACAAUCUAACAUUACUGCCUCACGACCUCUUCACACCCUUGCACCACCUAGAGCGGAUACACUUACAUCACAACCCGUGGAACUGUAACUGUGACAUCCUGUGGCUCAGUUGGUGGAUAAAAGACAUGGCACCCUCCAAUACGGCUUGUUGUGCCCGGUGUAACACUCCUCCCAAUCUGAAAGGGAGGUACAUUGGGGAGCUGGACCAGAAUUAUUUCACAUGCUAUGCUCCUGUGAUUGUGGAGCCCCCCGCUGACCUCAAUGUCACUGAAGGAAUGGCUGCUGAGCUGAAAUGCCGGGCUUCCACGUCCCUGACCUCUGUAUCCUGGAUUACUCCAAAUGGGACUGUCAUGACGCAUGGGGCAUACAAAGUGCGGAUAGCUGUGCUCAGCGAUGGCACGUUAAAUUUCACGAAUGUAACUGUGCAAGAUACAGGCAUGUACACGUGUAUGGUGAGUAAUUCUGUUGGAAAUACCACUGCUUCCGCCACCCUGAAUGUUACCGCAGCGACCACUACUCCCUUCUCUUACUUUUCAACAGUGACAGUAGAGACUAUGGAACCUUCUCAGGAUGAGGCACGGACCACAGAUAAUAAUGUGGGCCCUACACCAGUGAUCGACUGGGAGACCACCAAUGUGACCACCUCUCUUAUGCCACAGAGCACAAGGUCAACAGAAAAAACAUUCACCACCCCGGUGACUGAUAUAAACAGUGGGAUCCCAGGAAUUGAUGAGGUCAUGAAGACGACCAAAAUCAUCAUUGGCUGUUUCGUGGCCAUCACACUCAUGGCAGCUGUGAUGCUGGUCAUUUUCUACAAAAUGAGGAAGCAGCACCAUCGACAAAACCACCAUGCGCCAACAAGGACUGUUGAGAUCAUUAAUGUGGAUGAUGAGAUUACAGGAGACACGCCCAUGGAAAGUCACCUGCCCAUGCCUGCUAUUGAACAUGAGCACCUAAAUCACUAUAACUCUUACAAAUCUCCCUUCAACCACACAACAACAGUUAACACAAUAAAUUCAAUACACAGUUCAGUGCAUGAACCGUUAUUGAUUCGAAUGAACUCUAAAGACAAUGUACAAGAGACUCAAAUUUAAAACAUUUACAUAAUUACAGAAAAUAAUCAAAAAAAGACAGUUUAUUAAAAAUGACACGGAUGACUGGGCUAAAUCUACUGUUUCAAAAAAAGUGUCUUUACAAAAAAUCAAAAAAGAAAAGAAAUUUAUUUAUUAAAAAUUCUAUUGUGAUCUAAAGCAGACAAAUUAAUGUGUAUUCCUCAGAACCUGUUUUUGCUGCACUUACUUACUAUUUUCCCACAUCUCGUCCCUGCCUUCCCCAAUUGCCAUAUUUUUCAUAGGAGAUCUCAAUUCCUUAAAGAACUGGUAUAGGAAAUUUUGUAAGAAUUCUGUUACACUUUGAGAUUUUUAUGGUGAAUUCGUGGUGAGAUCGGUCUAUUUUGUCUUCCUUUCUCUAUUUUUUUUCCUUUUUUGCUUUUCUUCCUCCAUGCCCUUAUGAAGUAAUCCAAUGGGGAAUGCAAUAUUAGAAAUAGAUUUUUAGAGAGAAGGAGGAAAAAUGCAAGAUCUUAUAUUUUUCAUGUAAUGACCUGUUCUGUAUUUAUGAGGAGGACCAUUCUAUGGAAAGGGGGUAAAACGUAAGCAAACAACAGAUUAAUUUACAUAUGAGCAUCUAUAAAACCCAUGAUCUUUUAAACAACUCUAGAACCAGAAUUUGUAGUUUAAAAAAACUAAAAAUAAGAUUAUAAAUAAAAUAUUGUUGGUUUUUCUGUA
Molecule: messenger RNA, 3525 nt
Organism: Sorex fumeus (smoky shrew)
Lineage: Eukaryota; Metazoa; Chordata; Mammalia; Eulipotyphla; Soricidae
Gene: LRRC4C
Product: leucine rich repeat containing 4C
Exons: 9
Coding region: 913-2835 (640 amino acids)
Biological process (GO): synaptic membrane adhesion; regulation of axonogenesis; modulation of chemical synaptic transmission
Cellular component (GO): postsynaptic density membrane; plasma membrane; glutamatergic synapse
Molecular function (GO): cell-cell adhesion mediator activity
Source: RefSeq, a predicted model, not a curated record